Medicago truncatula (barrel medic) is the source of this 1717-nucleotide messenger RNA. Its product is annotated as RNA pseudouridine synthase 7. Gene Ontology annotation, biological process: enzyme-directed rRNA pseudouridine synthesis. Gene Ontology annotation, molecular function: pseudouridine synthase activity; RNA binding. Lineage: Eukaryota; Viridiplantae; Streptophyta; Magnoliopsida; Fabales; Fabaceae. The coding region runs from base 77 to 1219 and encodes 380 amino acids. The record is from RefSeq and is a predicted model, not a curated record. The transcript has 12 exons.
UGAUGAUGAUUACCAAGUCGGCAAAAGCGACGUCGUUUUUCGCAACAUUUCUUGGCGCGUGAGUAGUAGGUUGAAGAUGAUGAAGAGGAAGAGAGAAGAGAAAGAGUGUAUGGAUAUCGUGUGGCAAACUCCAGCAAAUCCUCCUUUACCGCAAGAUUACAUCGUUCGAAACGGAAUUCGAUUUGUUAGACCAUAUUACUUCGAAUUCAUCGCUCAUGUUAAAAAUCGAUGGGCGGGGAAAACUAUUGUAGAUUUAUUCGCCGAGGAAUUUAAAGGUCGACCUUAUGAAUAUUAUGUUAGUGCUGUGAAAUGUGGAAGGAUUCAAGUUGACGGUGAAAUGGUGCCAGUUUCAUAUGUGGUUAAAUCAUCGCAAAAGAUAAGCCAUUUUUUACACAGGCAUGAACCACCUGUGAUGGCUUGCGAUGUUCCUAUUCUUCAUAAAGAACCAGAUGUGCUAACUGUUUGUAAGCCUGCGUCUGUCCCUGUUCAUCCAUGUGGCCAAUAUCGCAAGAACACUGUUGUUGGCAUCCUUCAAGCAGAACAUGGGCUGGCGCCUCUGUUUCCUGUCCAUCGACUGGAUCGCCUUGUCUCCGGACUCCUUAUUAUAGCCAGAAAUGCUACAAAAGCGGACAGUUUUAGACAAGAGAUUGAGGCUGGCUUAGUCAAGAAACAAUAUAUUGCAAAAGUAGUUGGGGAAUUUCCCGAGGAUGAGAUAAUUGUUGAUGCCAAUAUAGAUUAUAAUGCUCGAGAAGGAAGAAGCACAGCAGAGGUCAGAGACUCUACAAAGGGGAAGGUUGCCUCCACAAAAUUUACCCGGAUUAGUAGCAAUGGUACUCAUAGUAUUGUUUUAUGCGAACCAGUCACUGGCCGCACUCAUCAGAUACGCGUUCAUUUACAGUCUUCUGGACACCCAAUAGCCAAUGACAUGCUGUACAUCUCAGAGCAGACUGUUGAUAGAUCUAUUAAUGGGUCAACUGCUGAUAGAUCAGCUUGCAUAUCUGAUGCUUCUUUGACAUCAAAUUUCGGUGAAAAAGUGCCCAAAGAUUAUCAAGAAAAUUCCAACGAGGAUUUUCGCAUUGAUCCUAUGUGUACGAACUGUCCAAAUUUGGCACCGAAGGGAUAUGAUACUGAUGAAGAAGGUUUGUGGUUACAUUGUAUGCGGUACUCUGGACCUGGAUGGACAUAUGAAUGCCCAUAUCCUGAUUGGGCGAAACUUUAGCUAGAUACAGCUGAAAUAUAUUUUUUCAUUGGGCUCUGCAAACAAAUAUACGACAACUCUUUAUCCGACAAUCAAACCUAAUACACUUGGGUUGAUCCCAGGUUAUUUAUGCGUCAUUGACGUUUUUUAUCUGAGCUGUGCAGGUUAUAAAAUCUUGCUAUUAUUAAACUCAUCAGAGAGGAAAUAGAAUAGUCAUUAUUCUUUAUUCCCUGCUUUAGUGAGGGAAAGGAUCUAAAGAUGGGAUGUUUUGUAUUUAAAGAUGACCAUAUACUUCAUUGGUGCAAGUUUACUCAAUUUCGGUCAAACAAUGUCUUGACUAAACUUGAAUGCGUUGCAUUUGUCAAGGUAAUGGGUGCAAAACAGAAACCAUGUUUUAUAAGGAAUAUGUUGUAACAGGUGGCUGCACUUACGGACCAAUUUCAAAACAAGAUGCAGUGUUUGUGAUUGUCACGUUUAAUUCUUUUGUAUAAUUGAUCAAAUCUUUUUUUUUGACAGUUA